AUGGUCAAACUUGACGUUAGGUCUUGUAACCACCGAGUAUCGGCGUCUCCCACACAUUGGCCGGAUAGUAUUUAUGGCGUGGUUUUCUCAUCUGGCUCGGGGUUGAGCCCGAAGGGACUUGCAGUUCGACUUGCCUGGCUGGAAGCGGAAAAGGCAAGGAAAGCAGCAGAAAAAAUAAAGCACGACGCAGCAAGAAAAGCGUUAGAGCCUCAAUUCAAGAGGGAGUGGCUGAGACUUCAACACAAGGAAAUCGAGGAAUUGGAGGAAAUGCGUCGUUUACUACCUCCUGGAGAAAAAGAUCCCUGGACAGAGGCCAGAAUCAAGGAGAUACAAACUGGCAUAGCAACAACGGUCCCUUCGAUGCCGGACAGCUGGGUUUCAAAGAAACUUCAACAACUCGCGGAGCAAGAUAAAAAAGCGAAGAAGGAAGCAGAAGGGAAUGGGAUGAAGGCUACUUGGAAGAAAUGGAAAAAAGCAAAAUUAGAAUCAUAUGUUCUGGCCCGCGACGUCGAGCGGUCCAAGGCAAGUGUGAAGAUUUUUGAAGAUAAUCCACGCUACCUGCCUACUAUGGAAAGAAACUUGAGGGUCGCAGAAGCAAAUUUGGCCAAGUUCCCUAGGAUGAGCAUGCCUGAAGGUUGGAGACCAGAUGACGAGGAUAAUUUGACCUUCGGCGUCGGGCAGUACAAAAAGAUCCUGAAGCGCCUGGAAAGUGAAAGAGGCACAAACGUCUGGAAGAACAAGCAAAGGGAGUUAGAAAAGGCAGAAGAAGAGUUGGCAAAGCUCCCUGAGAUGAGGAUGCCUGAAGGUUGGAAGCCUGACGGUUGGAAGCCAGCGGGAACGUCGAAGCUUUAG
Messenger RNA from Penicillium angulare, 852 nucleotides. RefSeq lists its product as uncharacterized. The transcript is spliced from 6 exons. The record is from RefSeq and is a predicted model, not a curated record. The coding region runs from base 1 to 852 and encodes 283 amino acids. Lineage: Eukaryota; Fungi; Ascomycota; Eurotiomycetes; Eurotiales; Aspergillaceae.